AUGCCGGCCAACAACAAGCAUGUCGUGUUCGACAUUGUAGGAACUAUCGUUACCUACGAUUCUAUCCUCGACGCUCUGGAGAGUAGGCUAGGCGAUCGCCUGCGUGCUCAGGGCGUCAAGCCCGCAAUGCUUGGCUACAUGUGGUUUGAAAUUUCCGAGCGAGAGUAUACGUACCUCAGCAUUACUGGGCGGUAUCACCGUUUCUUCGAUGUCUUCUGCAGCCUAUUUUACCGUAUGCUGUGGAUCGGCGGCAUCCAGGAGCCCAGGUCCUUCGCCUCGGAUGAGGACCUCGCUUAUAUUGUCAGCCAUUUCAAGGAUCUGCCUCUACGUCCCGGCGCUGCCGAGUGCUUACAACUGCUACGAAACGCUGGAUUCACCGUCUGGGGGUUCACUGCUGGCGAUACGGAGCAGGUACGAGGAUAUUUCCUUAACAACGGCAUCGACAUGCCACUUGAGAAUUUUGUCUCUUGCGAUGAUCAGGGUAUUGGCAAGCCGGCCCUCGAUUCCUACAAGCCGUUGAUGAAGCGCUUUGGUAACGAGGAGAAAUGGUUCGCAGCAGCUCACAUGUGGGAUGUGUCAUCUGCGAGGAAAGCUGGAUACAAGGGCGCAUACUGCACCAUUCUGGAGAAGGAAUCUUGUGCCGACAUAUUCGGCAACAUGGACGUCAUGGCCGACACCCUCCCGGAUAUGGCUCGCAAAAUUAUCCAAGCGUCCGAGGCCCAGGUAUGA
Molecule: messenger RNA, 729 nt
Organism: Fusarium coffeatum
Lineage: Eukaryota; Fungi; Ascomycota; Sordariomycetes; Hypocreales; Nectriaceae
Exons: 2
Coding region: 1-729 (242 amino acids)
Source: RefSeq, a predicted model, not a curated record